AGUACUUUGAAAUGUAAUUGUUUUAAUUUAGGAGGAAGGAGAGUGAACUAGUUGUCAUCGUGACACCGCACACACGACCAAAUGUGACCUCUGUUUUAACCCAUCACCACAGCCAGCAGGGGGCAGCUUUCAGAGCCCGGGGAGCAGUGAAUGGGGACGGUGCCAUGGUCAGAGCACCUCAGUGGUAACUUGCCAGCUAGUGGACUCGAACCUGACGUUAAUCGUAGUUGGCAACUCCACAGCCAGUUGCCUCCGGAAGCACAAAGCGGAGUAGAAGCGACUUCCUAAAGAUGUCUGACAGCGCCGAGUCUCCAACGGAACCACAGAAAGAAGAUUCUCGGCCCACGACAGACGAUUCGGCGGCGAAUGACGAGAAGAAAAAAAUCGACGUGCUGUUGAAGGCAGUGGGAGACACUCCUAUAAUGAAGACAAAGAAGUGGGCAGUGGACCGGGGCAGGACGGUUCAGUCUCUGUCUCAGUUCAUUUCUCGUUUCCUCAAACUUGAUGCCAAUGAACAGCUGUUCAUCUACGUUAACCAGGCUUUCGCACCUUCACCUGAUCAAGAAGUCGGGGCCCUAUUUGAUUGUUUUGGCAGUGAUGGAAAGUUGGUCCUUCAUUACUGUAAAUCCCAGGCCUGGGGUUGAACUCACCGUCGUUUAUGUUACUAGUUACUACUAAUAAUUUAUCAACCAGACAUGCACACCACGUCAUCUUUGCUUCUUUGUUUUUAUUCCAUUAACAUUUUGUACAUAAAGUGUAAAUAAAUGAUUGUGACAUUC
Molecule: messenger RNA, 779 nt
Organism: Cynoglossus semilaevis (tongue sole)
Lineage: Eukaryota; Metazoa; Chordata; Actinopteri; Pleuronectiformes; Cynoglossidae
Gene: atg12
Product: ATG12 autophagy related 12 homolog (S. cerevisiae)
Exons: 5
Coding region: 291-644 (117 amino acids)
Biological process (GO): autophagosome assembly; protein lipidation involved in autophagosome assembly; glycophagy
Cellular component (GO): autophagosome membrane; Atg12-Atg5-Atg16 complex; cytoplasm
Molecular function (GO): Atg8-family ligase activity
Source: RefSeq, a predicted model, not a curated record